AUGCUUAAUAAUUUUUUAAAGCUUGGUAUCGUAAACAUUUCAGAACGUGUCAGUACACAGGAUUCAUCAUUGCAUAAUGCAUGUCCUGCAGUUAGACAAUUAGCUAAAUUACGUUGUUCCACUGUGAAACAAUCAACUCCUCAAACUGUUUGGUCAAUUCUUCUACCUGAUGGAUAUAAAGAAUUGUACAGACACAAGUUAUUGCAUAAUAGUAAUAAUGAUAAUAUGAAGAAACCACAUACGGUUAAUCCUAUUUCAUCAAGUGUUGAGGAGUCUACUUUACCGUCUACGCCGGAUUGUUCUUUGUCUGCUGCAACAUCUGGGAAUAAGUCAGAAGAUUGCCCUCCUCCUCCUCUUCCUACUGAUUCCAGUGAAUCGGAGAGUAAAGAACAUACUACUACUACUUCUAGUAAUGAUAAUUUGUCAACUGAAAAAAAUCAAUAUGAUAUGAUGAUUGAACAAGCUAAAUGGACUAUCGAUUGCUUAGAGGCAUCAUUAAAUCCUCGUGGGGUUCGUGAAUCCCGUUUACGUAAAACUAUUGGACAAUUAAGACCAUUACUUAUCAAGGUGAUUGCUAUGUGCCCACCUGAAUUGAUAUAUCCAAUGAUAAAAAGUAACCAAUCAGGAUUCGAUGAAAAGGCAGCAAUGGAUGCACCUCAAAAACCACCUGUUCCUACUAAUAAUAGUAAUGACAAUAAUACUGUUUCUCAAGGAAAGUAUUGCUCUGCACAGAAUACUGAAUCAACUACUCAGGCAAUUAUGUGUUCAUGGUUAGAAACAGCUCUUGUCGGUAUUGGAUAUCGUUUAGGUCGAUUAGAUUUGAUAAAACGCUUACUAUUCGAUGAAUCGUGUAAAUCUAAAAAAGAAUCAAUUGAGAAUAAAACUAAAACUGAACAGAGUGAUGAACAAUUGUGUACAGAAGUCUCAGUAGACAAACCUAAUGAUGGGGAAGAGAAUGCAGCUGUUGCCUCUACAACAGAUGAAGAUUGUGCCACUACUACUACUAAUACUACUUCUACAACUGCUGCUGCUGCUGUUGACAUUCCUGCUAAGCCUUCUCCUUCUUCUUCUGAAUUAACAACAUCCUCAUCGAACAAUUGUGUCGCAGAAAAUAUAAAACGUCUCGCAAAAAUACUCCUUCAUCUAGGCCAUGAUGUUAGUCCAAAAGGAAUUGCAGGACCAUUGGCGAAUGAUGAAAGAACUCUACGUGGUGGAGGACCUCUGACUAGCAUUCCGAGUAAACAAUCCAAUGAUGCAGAAAAUACAAUUUCAGAAAUGAUUCCAUCUUCUGAAACUACUACUACGACUACGACUACUGAUCAGUCUACUCUAACUUCUUCUUCUAAUGCUACAAAUAAUAUUCAAUCAAUAAGAACUACAGGUUGGCAAAGAUGGUGUGCUAGUGUUGAACAAGCUAAUACAACUUCUCAAUUGCAUUUAUUAGCACGUGCUCUUGAACGUGGAGCUCGUCGAGCUACUCUCGGUGGGAGAGGUGUUUCAUCAGCUAUCACCAGUUAUGUUUCACAACAUCCUUUGCCAACUUUAAGGUGUACUUCAUGUCGAGGUCCACCUGAUGUUCUUCCUGUAUCUACUGCUCCUGGAAAUAUAUCUGCAUUUUCUGUUUGCUCUGGUUGUGCAUGUCCAUACCACUUAGAUUGUCUUCUAAAUUCCAAUAGUCGAAGAAUCAGUGCCCGAAGAUCUUCACGGCCUAGAUUGUCAACUGAUCUUGUUAUUAUGAGCACAAAUAAUCCCGCCUUCAAUAAUAUUGAUUUAUCUUUAACUGGCUUCCUAAGUAAUUAUUCCUCACUGUCGAGUAUAACAUCAGCUCGUAUGGAAGUGACAGGUGGUAGUCUUAUCCUGUGUACAUAUUGUCUUCGUUCAGCUGGUCUUCUGUCAUCAUCAUCACCAUCAUCAUCAUCGACUACAACGGCAACAGCAACAACACCAGCGGAUGAUCAUGUUGGAAUAAAAAGUUCAAAUAGUCAAGCAUUUCAAUUAUCUACUACAUUAGUGUAUUCAAAUGAUGAUUUUUGUAUUAAAGAGGAUAUUUCACAGAAAGGAAAACCUAUUGGACGAAAACGUCAUUCUGUUAACAUUGAUGAUCAAGAUCACGAUAAUGAUGGUGAUGGUGAUGAUGAUGCUGAUGAUGACGGUUCAUCCUCAAAUCAUGAAAAUGCUGAUGAAAAGUCAGACGGUAUUCUUGAAAAUACAGAAGAUUCCAACAAUACUGUAAAUAGAUCAAAUCGUCGUAAUGAAAUAAAAACGCUUCAAACCAAUAUACGUACACUGUCAACAGUUGUUGUCAAACGCCCUCGUGGGAGACCAAAACGUGUUCAUCAUAAUCGUGGCCGUGGUCGGGGACGCGGACGUGGACGUGGACGUCCUUCAACAAUUGGAAAAGUUGAUCAUCAUCAUCAUUCCGAUGAUUGUCAUAGCGAUGAUGAUGGUGACGGUGAUGAGGGGGAGGAUGAGGAGGAUGGCAAUCAUGCCGAUGUAACUGACGACAAAUCAUCAAUGGAUGAUAUAUCAUCGAUAAAUAAAUUAUGCGUUACUGUAGAUGUUCAUUAUGAUGAUGAAGUUGAACAACUACUCCUCCAACCGUAUAAUCAACAGAAAAGAUGUAAAGAAAAUACUGAAAACGAUAAUAAUAAUAAUAAUGAUAAUCGAGAUACCUGCAGUCCCCAGAUCACGAAUACCACUGACAGAGGACGACGUUAUAGUGGUCGUGGUCGUCCGCGAAAGUUCCCCAAAUAUAUCCCUAGUCCUUCACCAGACCUAUCUGAUCCAGUUCCUUCGAUAUUCAAUAACAAUGACCAGUUGGAUCAAGCUACUGCAGAACGUUUUAUGUCAGAAUUAUGUAUGAGUAGUUCAGCACGUCCACUUCUUCGAUGUGGACUUGGUCGAAGUGCAGCUCUAACAGAAUUGAAUCAAUCCAAUCAUGAUGAUGAUUGUGAUGGUGAUAGUGGUAAUAUUAAUUCACAGAAUAAUUUGGCUGUCAAUUCUGUAAGUGGUGAACGUUCUGGUACAACAGGCCAUCGAACACGAUCAACAACAUCGUCGUUAACACCUACGGUUGCUGGAGAUCGGAAAUUGUACGCCUUAGAUCUUGUUGGCUUACAAGAGUUAUUAACUCGUGGUGAACUACCUCAGGGUCCAGGACAAGUAGUUCCACAACUCAGACUCCUAUUAUCCCAUUGGUUACGUAGUAAUCGUCCUGGUAGCCGAUUGCAUCAAUGCGCUUCAGAUCUGUUGGAACAAAUGAAUAAAAAGUUGAAAACGCUAAAAUUGAAUACACCUAGUGUAAAUGGUAUUCACAAUAAUAGUAGUAAUAAUAAUCCGAGUAAUAAGAACAAUGAAGACAACAAUAAUAAUAAUCUGGGUAAUAACAAUAAUGUAGAUACUGUCAUGGAUCAGGAGUCGACUACAAGUCAUUAUGGAAAGCGUAGACGACAAUAAACAACCAGCAUUGGUCAUGUACCACCACCACCAUCACCCUCCACGAUGAUGAUGAUGAUGAAAAUCUCCAGUAGUAUUCGUCAUAUAUAUAUUUAUAUUUGUGUGUAAUGAAUGUUUUAUAUGUAUGUGUGAUCUUUUUGUUUUGUUUUAAAUGAAAAUAAGAGUUUACGAAGUUUAUUCCACUCUAUUAUUAUUAUUAUUAUUAUUACUUCAUUACACUUUUUGUACAGUAGUCAGAUUAUUAUGUGAAUGUGUACAAAUUAACUGUCGUUGUUUUUCUUGUUUACUUUUUCGUUUGUUCGUUAAUAUCCCCGAACCCCCGCCCUCUUCCUGUUGUGUCACACACAAAAACGUACACAUGCACACAGUCUGUGUGUGUAUGUGAUCUUAUCACUCAGGCAGUGAAAAGCCAAUGAGCAAAGUAAGCAGGUUAUGUAUUAUCAGAUUGUGGUUGACUGUUUUUACACCGCCGCCCCCCACCUCCUCUCCUACCUUCAUAUAUAUGUACAUGACAACUCCAUAUUCUACUACUACUUUCUGCUUUGAUUUCUCUGUUUUGUAGUUCGUCAUGAUCUUGAUCUUGUCUUCUUCUAUUCCGUCCCCAAUCCACCCAACCUCCACUUUCUUCAUUUUUCUAUUAUCUGUCUGUUUGUCUGUUU
Trichobilharzia szidati is the source of this 4115-nucleotide messenger RNA. NCBI's taxonomy places the organism in Eukaryota, Metazoa, Platyhelminthes, Trematoda, Strigeidida, Schistosomatidae. The record is from the annotation of a GenBank genome assembly.